ACUAUGUGACCUUGACACGUGUUCUUAUACAUCUAAGUGCUGGCAGAAGACAUUAGCAACAAUUGCAUAAGAUUUCUUUAAAUUUGUUGAAAUUGAAAAAUAGAAAAUGGUUAUUAGAGUUGAUGAAAUUAUGGAAAUAUUACAGACUGUAGCUAAAGAGCAAAAUAUGAAAGUAACUAUAAAAGAGGGACUUAAAGGAGCUGUUUUAGCUGGAACUGGAGCUUUUGGGGGAGCAAUGCUUGGAGGUCCGCCUGGCAUUAUUAUCGGUAGUGCUUUAGGAGGUGCAUUGGGAUACUUUAUGUCUAAAAGUUUUAAACCAGUUUAUGAAAUAAUCAACGAUCUACCAGCAAAUGAGAGGAAAAUAUUAUACAAUAGAACUAUGAAUAUCCUAACUAGUUUUGAAGUCAGAGAUGUUGCAGGUGUUAUUGCACUUGUUCAAGGAAAUCCAGAAUUACUCAAGCAGCUUGUACAAAUGCUUGAACAUUAUUUGACUCAAGAUAAAGAAUAUAAAAUAUGA
Dimorphilus gyrociliatus is the source of this 517-nucleotide messenger RNA. Lineage: Eukaryota; Metazoa; Annelida; Polychaeta; Dinophilidae. The record is from the annotation of a GenBank genome assembly.